Aureococcus anophagefferens is the source of this 454-nucleotide messenger RNA. RefSeq lists its product as hypothetical. The transcript is spliced from 4 exons. Lineage: Eukaryota; Pelagophyceae; Pelagomonadales; Pelagomonadaceae. The annotation marks the transcript as partial. The record is from RefSeq and is a predicted model, not a curated record.
GCGGCGCCUGCUCGCGCACGUCGUCGCCUGGGCCGCCGACGGCGCCGUCGCGGCCUACGUGCGGCGCCGCUGGCCCGCGGUCGUCGACGUGUCCGCGGCGCUCAGGGCAGCACAAGAGAGCGAAAUUCCCAACUUCAAAGCCUCAUAUCUCGGCCGUUUUCCACUCGCGGCGCUCGCGGACGGCGACGCGGCGCGCGACGCGCCCUUCGAGUCGUCGGCGUACGCGCGCUUCGCCGCGGUCAAGGCCCUCAUGCCCCACGCGGCGGCGGCCCUGCGCGCCCCCGCGCUGACGCAGGACGCCGACGUCGUCUGGCUCGGCGACGUGCCCGCGUACUUCGACGCGCGCUUCGGCGACGCGAACAUCGAGGCCGUCGCCUUCGCCGACUCGCCGCGCGUGGACCCGCGGUCGCGGCCCUGCAAGCGCAAGGAGGCGCCGGCCAUGGCGCGCUACGCG